AUGACUGUUGAAAAUAAAUUUACGAUAGCAUCUGAUGCUGUUGUAUGUAAAGAAGCAGUUCUGGAAGGAGAUAUAACGAUUGGAUCAGGUACUGUUGUUCAUCCGACUGCCGUUAUACGCGCCACAAAUGGGCCUAUUAUUAUCGGAGAAAACAAUAACAUCGAGGAAACCUGCGUUAUUGAAAACUUGAACGAAAAUGGCCAAACACUAUCAAUCGGCCGUGACAAUGUUUUUGAAAUUGGAUCGGUUAUUCACGCUUUAAAGAUUGGCGACAAUAAUGUUUUUGGCGUACGAUGUCAAGUCGGCCUGAACACAACGGUUACGCGAGGCUGCUUCAUUGGCACCAAUUGCACAGCAGUGUUACGAGAAGAGCUGCCAGAAAACACCGUGAUAUAUGGUAAAAAUAAUAACCGGCGAGUAGCACAAGACCCACCACAGCUCCAAACAAGCCAACUGGAAUAUUUGAGGAAGGCCCUCGAAAGAUUCCAUUACCUGAUAAAAUCGUCAUAA
Molecule: messenger RNA, 510 nt
Organism: Cercopithifilaria johnstoni
Lineage: Eukaryota; Metazoa; Nematoda; Chromadorea; Rhabditida; Onchocercidae
Source: the annotation of a GenBank genome assembly